Messenger RNA from Hemicordylus capensis (graceful crag lizard), 1661 nucleotides. RefSeq lists its product as uncharacterized. The record is from RefSeq and is a predicted model, not a curated record. The transcript has 4 exons. NCBI's taxonomy places the organism in Eukaryota, Metazoa, Chordata, Lepidosauria, Squamata, Cordylidae. Bases 319 to 927 code for a protein of 202 amino acids.
AAAAUCCUCCAGGAUGUCCCCAAGUGCAGGAGUUUGCUUAUGAAUCUUUGAGCUAGCUGAAGGAAAUGUAAAAUCAAAUGUAGACAGACAGCUCCCUAUUGAAUACAUAUCCACAGAGACCCAGGAACACUUGUACUUCUAGCAAGGGUGUGGAAUAAAUUUCACUUGAAAGAAUAAUAUUCUUCAGAUACACCUAUUUUGGUUGGCAGUAGGCCUUGUGAGCUCUUCAGGGAGCUGCCAUGACAACCACAGUAGACAGGUGGGUCUGGACGUGCACAUUCUUUGCAGAAUGGCAGAAGACCAGCAAAUCAAUAUUUAAUGUGGAAGCUGCUUCAGACCCUGACAUGCAUAAUUGAUUUCCAUGCUGGGGUACAGACAGGCCAGAAUCAAGCCCUGCAUUACAUCUACAGGGAACAACAUCUGAUCCAAACCUCUCAGAGGACCUGUUGCUCGAUAAGGCCCAAACCAACAACUCAUUUAAAUAGGCCACACUCUGUGAACUGGAGAAAGAGACGGGAUUUUUUCCAGGUUUCAGCAUUCAUCAAUAUGAAAAGCCAGAUGUUAGAUAAAACACGCGCAUUUCCAUGUGCAGCCCAAACGCUAUGCUUGUUCACUCAAAACUCACAGGCAGGAAGCUGCAUCGCAACCACCAUACCAGGAACAAAACAGCAAAAAGGAACUUCCAGAGACGCAGCACGAACACUCCGUCCCUCCACCUGGCAGGGUGGUAAUGUCACCAGCAGCCAAAAACGCAGGCAUACAGGUCUCCCAGGCAACAGUGGAGCAUGUCUUGGAGAGGAGCUGGUUAUCCCUGCCCCAAGAUGGCUACUCCAGCUUACACUCAGCAAGGAAGCUCCUGGACAACGGCUGGCAAAUGGCUUGCUUCAGCAUCCCUUCUCUCAUCACUGGAUUUGUUGUUGGAACUGAGGCGUUAGGCAUGCGGAAAUGCAUCUGACUUAAACUUAACUUGUAACACCUCCCAUGCCUAAGCACCUAGGUGGGGGUGGCCCAAAACUUGUUGCACACCCGCAUGCAAGCCAAAACCAAACCAAAACCAGGGACUCUGAACUUGGAUUGAAACAACAUGCAAACAGGGUGAAUAGGGUAAAAACAAUUCACCUUAGCUGGACCUUGGAUGUGACCUCGGCUGAGCAGAAAGAAGGAGUGGCUCCUCUGCCCUGAAACUGGAGGUUGCUUGACUCAGGUUGGAAGACUGUCUGCAAGACAAUUCCCAGAUUCAAGAAUUAACCUCAGGUUCAUCAACUCACAGUUUCCCAUUAUGCCCCAAAGGGCCCAGUAGUUCCUUAGCAGAAAACAGCUACAUAUUGUAAAGAGAAAAGACAUAAAGUUGGACAAGCUGUCAUACAGGGAAUCCUGUCCAUAUUUACUAUUCUUGCUAUGAAGAAAGUUAUGAUAGUCUUCUGAAGAACCCCAGGAAUAUCAUUUGGGAUGAAAGCCCCAUUCAGACAUUAUGUUGUACAAAUGACACUUAUCAAAUGUGUAGCAGAUGUCUGAAUGACUGUAGCCCUAUUUACACAUUAUGUUCAACACUCAUACAACAAGUAUACAGUGCAGACAGGUACAGAUCUGUACACAGGUACAAUUAUUCACACAUUAUAUUGUACAUGUAAGGUAUUAAAGGGGCACAGGAGUGUCCCUUU